AUGGCAGGUAUCAUCAACGGCAUCCUCGGAGGACUAGGCAACGCUGCAUGCUCGCUCCUCAACAGCUGUGAAAGUAGCUCUUCGACAGACAGCGAACCCGCUUCGACCUCUGCUGCUGCUGCGUCGACCAAGGCAGCAGACAGCGUCGCCGACAACACUCGAGUAGUUGCCACAUUUGUCACCGUGGCGCCUUUUACGGCGUCUACUAGCCCAGCGAGGGCGACGAGUUCUGCCAUCGCGGCCGCUGUUGCGUCAUCUGCAUCUCCUAGCCUCUCUGUGCGCUCUCAGACGACACAGACAUCCCCAAUCGCCACGGCUGCGACCACAGCGACCACGUCCCCGAGUGCACUCACGACGUCCACACCGGAGGCGAUCGCCAGCACCUUUGUGACGAGCAGGGUCAUACUGGCCUCUCAAUCUGCCUCUCAGACUGCGACUGUCGCUACUGAGAGCAGUGACGGCAGCAGCAGCAGCACCGAUUCGACGUCAAGCUCAGUCAGCUCUAGCAGUGUCUCCACCUCAUCAGCGGCCGAUUCGACACCGAGAGGCGCAAUCGAUGCCGACCUCGUCUUGCUGGGCCUCUUCGCAUUCCUGCUACUAGCUGCAUUAGUUGUCAGUCGACGGCGCGUCCAACAGAGCAAAGCAAGGGCACUGGCUCUUCAGAGGACUCCAAGUGUUGAGCCCUAUCGCUUGUCAGACCUGAAAGAAGACGACCAGUACUCGAGCGAUAGCGAGUGCGAUAUGUCCAUCAGAGCAAGCACAGCGAUGGGGUACGCCAAGCUCGACCUCGCCUCGCUGCCACGAGCUCAACGCGUCUCGACGUUGCCCUACUUAUCCUCUCAAUCCAGUCAGCGCUCAUCCACAGUCGAUCCCCUUGUGGUGCGGCAGCGCCUGUACGAAGCCUUGCCAGAGCCGCCGAUUUCACAAGCAGAUCACCAACUGGGCACAGCAGGCCCAUCUUCCACACAGCGCGAGCUCUUCUGCUUACAGUCGCUCCGACACUCACAGGCAUCGCUCGGCGAGCACGGCAACGAGAAAGACGACGACGACGCUCUCAAGUAUGGGCACCAGGUUGAGCUUUCCUGCGCCAUUGACGAGUCCACCCAGUCUGCCCUUGCCGCCCUCGCCCUCACUACUGAAGGAGACUUGGCUGCAAGAGCUGAGGAGAGAAGCGACUCGCCAGCAGGCAGCCCGGGCUGCUCACAAAGUGUGCGGUCCUCCCUACAGGGCCAGAUGACGGCGACAGGUGCCGGCAGAGAGAUGCUCGGCAGGCUGAACGUCGUUGCCAUACAUCUCAGCCUGAUCGCCCUCGUCGUCUCGCUUGCGCUGUACAGAUUCCUUUGGGCCGACGCCGAUGAUCCCUAUCGUUGCGAAGCCUUGCUCAACAGUGGCUCAUUCCUUGACGCACCUGCAAGUCACAGCAAUUGGCAACCUCAAGGCUGCAUCCUGCAUAAUUACAAGGUCUCCGAGGUAACGGCUUGCCUGGGCAAGCGACGAGUGCUCUUCAUCGGUGACUCAACUGUACGACAAGUGUAUUAUGGUCUGGCCAAGACGCUAGAUCCAGAAGUGGACACGAUAGCGGAGAAACAUUCGGAUAGACAGCUCGUACUUGCAGGCGUUCAGCUCGACUUUGUCUGGGAUCCUUUCCUCAAUGGCACUCGAACAGAGUCCUUAUUGCAAGGCAUGUCAGACGAGCUCGAUCUCAGCCCGCCGACAGUGGUUGUUCUGGGCUCGGGCAUGUGGUUCCUGCGCAACCAUGGCUCAGAGCAAGCUAUCAGUCUUUACACCGCAACGCUAGAAAAAGUACUCGAUUCUGUCAAGACGACCAAUGCUAGAGGCCGUCCCAUGACCGACGAGCUCGUCAUACUGCCCGUCGAGCCUGUCGUGGUAGAAAAGCUCAGACCGGAUCGCGCAGCCACGAUACGAGAAGAGGACAUCGAGACCAUGAACAAUCUGCUCCGAGUUCGAUCGGACGCGACAGUCAGUCCGACUGGCUUCUCCAUACCGUGGUCUUUCAAUGACGUGCUCGCCGGCAACGAGGAUCAGACGAUAGAUGGUAUGCAUUAUGCGGAUCCCGUGGCGAAGUUGCAGGCAAAGAUUUUGCUCAAUCUGCGCUGCAACGACGUUUUACCCAAGAAAUUCCCGCUCGAUAAGACUUGUUGCUUCCAGUACAGCGCACCGAACUAUGUCCAAGCAUUUGUCAUCCUGCUUUUGCUCGGAUGGGCGCCAUUGGGCAUGUUUCUCUUGCGAGAGGGCAACACCGGCCAUCGCUUCGAAGCAUACUUUCCAUCAGCCAGUGUCCUCGUACCAUUGUCAACAUUCGGCUUCGCCAUCGUCUUCAUCUUCCUGGGCGAUCGCACAUCGCUCUUUUUGAAGGAAGCCAAGCAAUUCAGCGCGCUACAAUUUGCGGUGCUCAACCUAGCAGCGCUUGGCGUCGGUCUGGCGACAAUGAAGCCCGCUGAAAAGGAUCUUGGCUUCCUCAAUCGUGAUCAGACGGACGAGUGGAAAGGCUGGAUGCAGAUCGCCAUCUUGAUCUACCAUUAUCUGGGCGCAUCCAAGGUGUCCGGCAUCUACAAUCCAAUUCGCACGCUCGUGGCGGCAUAUCUCUUUCAGUCGGGCUAUGGCCACACCACCUUUUAUUACAAAAAGGGUGACUACGGACUUGCACGCGUCAUGUCGGUCGUGAUUCGGCUGAAUCUGCUGACAAUCGCACUCACGUACGCCAUGGACACCGACUAUCUAUCGUACUACUUCUCGCCGCUCGUUACGAUGCAUUUUGGCUUCAUCUGGAUCAUCAUGUUUGUCGGCAACCAGUGGAAUAAGAACGCUUACUUUCUGCUCGCCAAGAUCAUCAUUGGCGCCGCUCUCGCCGCCAUCUAUUUCGAACUUGGCAAGCCUCUCGAGUACACCUUUCGCGCAAUCAAUGCUGUCUUCAGGACGCAGUGGAUCGCGCGCGAAUGGUCUUUUCGCGUCACACUCGACAUGUACAUUGUCUUCUGGGGCAUGGCGGCAGCGCUCGCCUUUAUCAAGUUUCAGGAGCACAAGAUAGCAGAUCGGCCGGACUGGCCUAUCUUUGCGCGGGCGGGCAUCAUAGUAGGCUCAUUGGGCAUGCUCGGCUUCAUGAUCUUCGAGCUCACGCAGAACAAAUUUGACUACAACGUCUACCAUCCCUUCAUCUCGAUCAUCCCGGUCGGCGCAUUCUGCGUCUUGAGGAACGCCACGCCAGCCUUGCGAUCCACAUCGAGCAAAUUCUUCAUCUUCUUCGGGCACUGCUCGCUCGAAACUUUCAUCAUCCAGUUCCAUCUCUGGAUGGGCGCCGACACCAAGGGUCUGCUGAUGAUGAUCCCUGGCACGCAAUGGCGCAUCGUCAAUUUCAUUGUUGCCAGCUUCAUCUUUGUCUUCAUCAGCAAUCAGGUUGCUCGAGCUACCGGCGAGCUGACCAGCUGGCUCAUGGGCAACACGAAGCAUGAGAAGCCAGCGGCAUUGCCAACGCAUGCGAACGGCAACGGCGCAGAGUACAUACCUCUGGCAGCCAAUGGCGAGGAACCAACGAAAUCAGAAGAGCCCAUGGUGGCCACAGAAAGUUCAGGUAUCAGGAUCAUGCGAAUCAUCUCUAGUGAUCUCAGGUUUCGCCUGCUGGCCUACAUCGUCAUCAUCUGGGCCAUCAACAUCCUGUAUCCAUCUCUGAGGCCGCCGGACGGUCACAUUCUGGUCCAGGCAGUGAACGAAAGCUCAGCAGCGAGAUACUACGGUACGCGUGUGCAGCCGUUGGUCAAUAGCAUGAAUAUGGCUGGGCCAGAUGCAUUCUGCUGCUGUUGUCACAGUCACAAAAGAGAGUGA
Messenger RNA from Mixia osmundae IAM 14324, 3840 nucleotides. RefSeq lists its product as uncharacterized. The record is from RefSeq and is a predicted model, not a curated record. The transcript has 7 exons. Bases 1 to 3840 code for a protein of 1279 amino acids. NCBI's taxonomy places the organism in Eukaryota, Fungi, Basidiomycota, Mixiomycetes, Mixiales, Mixiaceae.